AUGCCGACCCGCUGCUGCCUUGGCGUCCUGACCCUUCGCCUGUCCGCUGGCACCGUCGGAGGGCCUGUCACCAUUAGCAGCGGCGUCAGGCCUGGGCAGGGUGGCCUCACCGCGGGAUGCGCAUUGGUGAAGCCUAGCACACCUACUGGGCAGGAAAGGUCUCCUGCGCGACAGCCGCAGACUCAACGGGUGUUUUGCCCGGUCCCAGCAUGUCCUUGCUCUGACCCAGCUCGGGCCCGGGGCUGGGCCACAGUCGCAACGAUGAAGUCCCACAUCGAUGCACACCUUGCCGGCUCCUUGCAAGGGGAUGUGCCCACUGCUCGGGCCGCUGCAGUUGACGCUGCCAUCCCAAUGGACACUGACGGCUUGCAACUCCCAUCCCUUUCAGCCAUUCAAGCUGCCAAGACUGCCACCAUCCGGCACGUCCCCAGUGCCGCUCGCCAUGCGUGGGCCCAGGUCGUGACUCGGGCCUUGGCUGCUGCCGCCCAUCGCAAUGAUGACAAAGUUUGGCGUGAGCUUUGCAUGCUCCCCAAGUGUGUCCUUUGCGCCCCCCACCGUGGCGGCAGGCAACAUCGAAAAGCCACUGCUGCAUACACCUUGGACCGCUUGCAUCGGUGGCAGGCUCUGGCCAUUGGCUUGGCCCGUGAGGGCUUCGACCGCAAGGCUUGCGCAGCUCUUCUCUCCAAAGGGCUGUGCCCACCAACCGCCGCAACUGCUGAGGCGUUCCGAGCCCUUCAUCCACAACAGCCUCCUCCCACGGCGGUUGGCAUGAAUGAUCUCCCUGUCGCACCAGAGAUUGCGCCAGAAGCCGUCGCGCGAUGCCUCCGGGCUUUUCCCCCUGAAACUGCGACCGGGCCUAGUGGGCUCCGCGUUCAGCACCUGAAGGAUGCUAAUGUGGCCGGUGGCAGUGAUGCUUUCCUUUCCCAGCUCAUUGCUGUUGUGAACCUGCUGGCUCAAGGAAGAGCCCCAGAAUUCCUGGCCCCAAUCCUGGCGGGCGCUGGGCUUGUAGCCCUCCCGCCGUGGGGGAGUGCUGAAAAAGCAAUUCUCACGGUGCGCGCUUGUGUUGCCCUUCGGCUGGUUGAAGCGCGGGCCGCUACCAUUGGGCUCCGCCUCAAUCUUGCCAAAUCUGAGCUGAUUGCUGUUGGUCGCUUGGACAUCGAUAGCUUUAUCCACUCCUACACAGUGGAACGGGCCGCCAAAGCCGGCGACUUGCUUGACGCUUUGGGUGAGCUGGAAGACCCCCCAAGUUGGAUUGCGGCUUCUGCAACCUUGCGCUGGCUUCGCACGCAUGCUCCACAGCAUGCUGCUUUGGGAUUGGGCCAUGGAGGCUUAGGCCUUCGUUCCACUUCGGCUUACGCCUCUGUUGCCUUCCUGGCAUCCUGGGCAUCCGCCCUCCAGGCUGGGGCUGCGCUUGAUGCGAUCUUCUGGUCCAAUGAGGCUAAAUCUUGCCCGGAAAUUGCUGUGGCCCUGGCUUGCUUUAAUUCGACACUCGAGCCUGAAACUUAUAUCGCUUUGGACGAUGUUCUCUCUAGCAAACAACACGCCACGUCCCAGCGGCUGGACCAUGCUGGCUGGCAGGAAUAA
Cladocopium goreaui is the source of this 1584-nucleotide messenger RNA. NCBI's taxonomy places the organism in Eukaryota, Dinophyceae, Suessiales, Symbiodiniaceae. The record is from the annotation of a GenBank genome assembly.